Molecule: messenger RNA, 1938 nt
Organism: Bolinopsis microptera
Lineage: Eukaryota; Metazoa; Ctenophora; Tentaculata; Lobata; Bolinopsidae
Product: 6-phosphogluconate dehydrogenase, decarboxylating-like
Exons: 11
Coding region: 24-1490 (488 amino acids)
Biological process (GO): pentose-phosphate shunt; pentose-phosphate shunt, oxidative branch
Cellular component (GO): cytosol
Molecular function (GO): NADP binding; phosphogluconate dehydrogenase (decarboxylating) activity
Source: RefSeq, a predicted model, not a curated record
UUAUAGGUGAAGGAAACCCUACCAUGGCUAACUCUAAACCACAAGCUGACAUCGCCCUGAUAGGGCUAGCUGUUAUGGGGCAGAAUAUUAUCCUUAAUAUGAACGAUCACGGUUUCAAGGUUUGCGCUUUCAACCGAACUGUCUCGAAGGUGGAUGACUUCAUGGCUAACGAAGCUAAGGGAACGAACAUCAUUGGAGCAAAAUCGCUGCUGGAAAUGGUAUCCUUUCUGAAGAAACCCCGGAGAGUAAUGUUGUUAGUAAAGGCUGGAGCAGCUGUCGAUACCUUCAUCAACUUGCUAGUCCCAUUACUCGACAAAGGAGACAUUAUCAUAGACGGCGGUAACUCCGAGUAUACGGACACUAACAGGAGAUGUAAGAGUUUGGCAGAGCAGGGAAUCCUCUACAUCGGUACUGGUGUCUCAGGAGGAGAGGAGGGGGCUAGAUACGGUCCUAGUAUUAUGCCGGGUGGUAAUACUGAAGCUUGGCCACAUGUGAAGGAUAUAUUCCAGAGUAUCUCCGCUAAAGCAGGACCAGCUCUAGAACCCUGUUGCGACUGGGUUGGAGAUCAGGGUGCCGGCCACUAUGUCAAGAUGGUACACAAUGGUAUAGAGUACGGGGACAUGCAGCUCAUUUGUGAGGCUUACAGUCUCAUGAAACAAGCUCUGGGGAUGAGCUGUGAUGAGAUGUCUCAGGUUAUGAAUGAGUGGAACAAAGGAGAGUUAGACUCAUUCCUGUGUGAAAUAUCAGCAAAUAUUCUGGCAUUCAAAGACACGGACGGUAGUCCUCUGCUGGAGAAGAUAAUGGAUAGAGCUGGACAGAAAGGAACGGGCAAGUGGACUGGAAUUUCGGCACUGGAUAUGGGCGUUCCACUGACUUUGAUCAGUGAGGCAGUCUUCGCCAGGUGCCUAUCCUCUCUGAAGGAUCUGAGAGUCACUGCCAGCACUCAACUCAGUGGACCAGCAGAUACUAAAUAUAAGGGCGGUAAAUACGAGUUCAUUGAAGCUAUUAGACAGGCUCUCUACGCAAGCAAGAUCAUAUCUUACGCACAAGGCUUUAUGUUGAUGAGACAAGCUGCUAAAGAAUUCGGGUGGACCCUCAACUACGGAGGUAUUGCCCUGAUGUGGCGAGGAGGAUGUAUCAUUAGGAGUGUGUUCCUGGGAAACAUUAAAGAGGCAUACGAUAAAGAUGCUGAACUUGAAAAUCUGCUUCUGGACGACUUCUUUAAAAAAGCGAUUAACAAGUGCCAAGAUGGAUGGAGGAAGGUGAUAGCCACAGCAGUAACCCUGGGCAUCCCUGUUCCUGCUUUCUCUUCUGCUCUUGCUUUCUACGACGGAUUCAGAAGCGAGAGACUACCCGCUAAUCUUAUUCAGGCUCAGAGGGACUACUUCGGAGCUCACACGUACGAGAUGCUGGACAACCCCAAAACUUACGUCCACACUGACUGGACCGGACAAGGAGGACGGGUCUCAUCCACUACUUACAACGCCUAGUGUGAUAAAAUGCUCUGUGACGUCAUCAGCUGAUCUGUGUCGUCAUUAGCUGAUAUGUGACGUCAUCAACUGCUACAGGACGUCACUAACUGGCCAUCUACCGGUUAACUGAGUUGAUAUUGUGGAGAAGUGACAGUAAAUUAAUGGGAAGUUUAUUAUAGUGUUAUGUAAUGUUCCUUGCUAGCACAUAAUUAGUCUCUUAUCAGUUUUUAUAGAAGAGAUAUCUGUUUUAUCAGUUUUAUUUAAUGUUAUAUGUUCCUUAUCUUUUAUCACGUUCCUAGUCUUUUAUCCUGUUUGUAUAAAACAUUUAUGUUUGCUUCAUAUAAGGAGGAAGUAUUUGAUUGAUAGGUAUCUCCUAUAUUGAUUUAAUUGUAGUGCAUAUUUUUGUUGCUACAUGAUUUAUUUAAUUUAAUGAUAUAAUAUGUGAGAUCUUGAACUUAAAACGAAA